Messenger RNA from Echinops telfairi (small Madagascar hedgehog), 1455 nucleotides. It is a transcript of the gene CMAS, whose product is annotated as cytidine monophosphate N-acetylneuraminic acid synthetase. Gene Ontology annotation, molecular function: N-acylneuraminate cytidylyltransferase activity. The record is from RefSeq and is a predicted model, not a curated record. The transcript is spliced from 8 exons. Bases 1 to 1071 code for a protein of 356 amino acids. NCBI's taxonomy places the organism in Eukaryota, Metazoa, Chordata, Mammalia, Afrosoricida, Tenrecidae.
AUGGAACUGGUUUCUGGAUCUGUCAGUGUGUGGGUUUCAACAGACCAUGAAGAAAUUGAGAAUGUGGCCAAGCAAUUUGGUGCACAAGUUCAUCGUAGAAGUUCUGAAGUUUCAAAAGACAGCUCUACCUCUCUAGAUGCCAUCAUAGAAUUUCUUAAUUAUCACAAUGAGGUUGAUAUUAUAGGAAAUAUUCAAGCGACUUCUCCAUGUUUGCAUCCUACUGACCUUCAAAAAGUUGCAGACAUGAUCCGAGAAGAAGGAUAUGAUUCUGUGUUCUCUGUUGUGAGACGCCAUCAGUUUCGAUGGAGUGAGAUUCAGAAAGGAGUUCGUGAGGUAACUGAACCCCUGAAUUUGAAUCCCGCUAAGCGACCUCGACGGCAAGAUUGGGAUGGCGAAUUGUAUGAAAAUGGAUCGUUUUAUUUCGCUAAAAGACAUUUGAUAGAGAUGGGUUACCUGCAGGGUGGAAAAAUGGCCUACUAUGAAAUGCGAGCUGAGCACAGUGUGGAUAUAGAUGUGGAUAUUGACUGGCCUAUUGCAGAACAAAGAGUAUUAAGAUAUGGCUAUUUUGGCAAAGAGAAGCUUAAGGAGAUAAAACUUUUGGUUUGCAAUAUUGAUGGAUGCCUCACCAAUGGCCACAUUUAUGUAUCAGGAGACCAGAAAGAAAUAAUAUCUUAUGAUAUAAAAGAUGCUAUUGGGAUAAAUCUGUUAAAGAAAAGUGGUAUUGAGGUGAGGUUGAUCUCAGAAAGAGCCUGUUCAAAGCCAACUCUCGCUGCCUUAAAACUGGAUUGUAAAAUGGAAGUCAACGUAUCAGACAAGCUAGCAAUUAUAGAUGAAUGGAGAAAAGAAAUGGGACUGUGCUGGAAAGAAGUGGCCUAUCUUGGGAAUGAAGUAUCCGAUGAAGAGUGCUUGAAGAAAGUGGGCCUAAGUGGAGUUCCUGCUGACGCCUGCUCCACUGCCCAAAAGGCUGUUGGGUACAUUUGCAAAUGCAAUGGUGGCCGUGGUGCCAUUCGAGAGUUUGCAGAACACAUUUUCCUACUAAUGGAAAAAGUUAAUAAUUCAUGCCAAAAAUAGAAAUUAGUAUAAUGUUGAAAAAGAAGGUGUACAGUCUUUGUCAGCCACUCUGCUUUUAUUGUUGAUUAAGUAAAUUUCCAUGUUGCCAUGUUUGGAUGUGACUUGAUUUGUGAUACACCUUAAUAACUUCUAAAGAAAGCCUUCUCAAGUUGCCAUUCCCAAAUCUGUGAAAUAAUUGUGCUCUCCUUUUCCCUUUACACAAUUGUUUAGAGAUUGACUGCAGUCUCAGAUUUUUAAUGAAUGCAAAUAAGACAUCAUCAACCUUGAAUUUGUAUUGUAUCCUGUGAAACUGUGUAUGUGUGUGUGUGCUUUCAAUGAUCCUGGGACUUUAUUUGAUGAUAGUCUGGUAAGACACUAUCAAUUAAUAAAAUUACAUUUCUCAAA